This is a messenger RNA of Piliocolobus tephrosceles (Ugandan red Colobus), 219 nucleotides long. RefSeq names its product small proline-rich protein 2E. Bases 1 to 219 code for a protein of 72 amino acids. The record is from RefSeq and is a predicted model, not a curated record. Gene Ontology annotation, cellular component: cornified envelope. The transcript has a single exon. NCBI's taxonomy places the organism in Eukaryota, Metazoa, Chordata, Mammalia, Primates, Cercopithecidae.
AUGUCUUACCAACAGCAGCAGUGCAAGCAGCCCUGCCAGCCACCUCCUGUGUGCCCCACACCGAAGUGUCCAGAGCCAUGUCCACCCCCGAAGUGCCCUGAGCCCUGUCCACCACCAAAGUGUCCACAGCCCUGUCCACCUCAGCAGUGCCAGCAGAAAUGUCCUCCUGUGCCACCUUCCCCACCCUGCCAGCCAAAGUGUCCACCCAAGAGCAAGUAA